CCUAUGGUUAGUUGGAGAAAGUAUCCUUGCAUAACAGCUAUGGGCAAACAGUUGCCCAUAACAGGGGUAUAUUUGAUAUUAGAGGGAAAAGUAAGGGUAAAAAAGUAAUAUGGGAAAAAACAGAAACUAACUAAAGAAAGAGGGUAGAUAUAAGGAGAGAUAAAAAGGAAAUUGUGACAGUCAAAACAGAAGGAGAGAUAAAAAGGAAAUUGUGACAGCCAAAACAGAGGGAAAGAAAAAAGAUAGCCGUUUGGAAGAUGGAAGAAGAUGAAGCUGGAGCUGGAGCAAGUGUUGAUGGAAAGAUGAUCUCCAUUGAGCAAGAGGGGUUAAUCAUCAUGGGCAGAGUAUUUUACUAGGUUGUGCAUUAAUUUCUCACGAGAAUACGGAGACUUAUGAGUGGGUUUUCUCUACAUGGCUAAGUUGCAUGGGUGGUAAAAGUCCAAUGGGCAUUCUUACAGAUCAAGAUGCGGCAAUGCGGAAGGCAUUGCUUACAUCUAUGCCCGAAGCUCGACAUCGAUGGUGUUUGUGGCACAUAACUGAAAAGUUUUGCUCAAAGCUAGGCAUGUUUGAGAAAUAUCAAGAUAUUAAGGAUGAUCUUCUUUAUGCCAUAUAUGAUAGCUUAGAUCCUUCUGAAUUUGAGGAGAAUUGGAACAAUGUAAUUGCAAAGUAUGAUCUUGUUGACAAUGGUUGGCUUGGAGGUUUAUAUCGGGAAAGAGAAAUGUGGGUUCCUGCAUACAUGAGACACAUGUUUUGGGCGGGAAUGAAGACUACACAAAGAGUAGAGAGUAUAAACAGCUUCUUUGACGGGUAUGUGAACAAACACACUCGGUUGUAUGAGUUUGCGGAGAGGUAUUGUGAAGCGAUGGAGGUUCGCGCAAAUGACGAGAAGGAGAACGACGCAAAUUCAGCCAGGUAUGUGAGGACACUUGAAACUGAUUUUUCUGUUGAAGCUAUAUACCAGAAGAUAUACACUGACAAUAAAUUGAAGGAGGUUCAAAGAGAGUGCACUAGGUCCUUAUAUUUGAAUGUGCAGGGAAAGAAUGUAGUUUCAGAUAAUGUUUUGGAACAUUAUGUUCAAGAUAGGGUGUGGGUAAGAUGUAAAGACACAAGAAAAGAGAUUGUUUCCAAAAAAAAGAGGAUGUACAAGGUUACGUUUGACUCUAGUACAAAGGAUGUAAGUUGUGCAUGCAAGUUAUUUGAGUGCAAUGGAAUCAUGUGUCGUCACAUGAUAUAUGUGUAUGAGAUUCAUGACCAGUUAGAGGUCCCAAAAAAAUAUAUUUUGAGGCGGUGGAGAAAAGAUGUUCAUAGAAAACAUACGAGGGUUAAGGUGGCUUAUCACGACCCUUCGAAAACAGAUGAGGUUCGUAGAUAUGAUUAUAUUUUUGACAAAUUUGUUCCAAUUUGUGAGAAGGCUUCAAAGUAUGAGGAGAAUAUUGCUGUUAUAGUAGAAAUGUUUGACCUCAUGAACUUGCGGGUUGAGGAGACAAGUGCCAUGGUAAUGAGGCGGAUGCUUGAAGGGGAUAUAGAUAUGACUCCCAAUUCUGUUGUUAAGCAGAAGAAUAACGAGUUUGGUCCUCCAUCUGUGGGUGAAAAUGGGAAGAAGAAGAAGGGGAAAGUUGCUGUGGAUGCAGCAUUGCAUAAUGUGAAAGAUCCACCUUGCAAGAAGGUUGCACAUCGAACUCGAGGUAUGCGGUAUGUAUCAGUUGCAGAAGAAGCGAAGAGAAAGAUAGCUUCGAAAUCUAAGGCAAGCAAGUCGAGGGCGGCCAAGAGACCUAGGAGGAAGAAGGAGCUGAACUUGAAUGGUGUAGGCGAAGGAGAAUGUUCAGGAAUGACGGCUACACCAAGUGCGGGACAGGAGAUAAAUAUGGAGGAUCCAGAUUUUCCUAUCUCCGUUGGAGGUAUUCAGUUGGUUGAUGGAGAUGGUUCUAUAGGAUAUUUUACACGAUUGUUAGGUAGUCGCGAUGGUGAAACAAGUAGAUCGUACGUUGGUUCGAAUGAUAUGCUUCAGUUGAGCAUUGGAAGAAUGUGAAGAAAUGUUGCUUGAAGUUAUGUAAUAUUUAUGGAUGACAAAAAGCUGUAAUGUGGUCACUAAAAUGUGGUUAUAUAUAUAAUUUUUUGGCAUCAAAUAGAAUUAUGUUUUGUUA
This is a messenger RNA of Beta vulgaris subsp. vulgaris (sugar beet), 2144 nucleotides long. RefSeq names its product protein FAR1-RELATED SEQUENCE 6. Lineage: Eukaryota; Viridiplantae; Streptophyta; Magnoliopsida; Caryophyllales; Amaranthaceae. The transcript is spliced from 5 exons. Gene Ontology annotation, biological process: regulation of DNA-templated transcription. Gene Ontology annotation, molecular function: zinc ion binding. Bases 425 to 2029 code for a protein of 534 amino acids. The record is from RefSeq and is a predicted model, not a curated record.